CCAGACGAAAGCAAUCAUUCGCCGAGGUGCUAUCCCAACGUUAACCGCCUGCUAGCCAAAGUCAUGGCGCUACUCAAGCAAAGUUGUUGCGUAGCGGGUCGUUUCUCCACAAACCACCUGUGGCUGAGUCCCAGAUGCAUCCCACACGUUUAUACCAGCUGCUUAUCAACCAGAGCCUCCCCGGAGAGAAGUGACAGAAAGAAGGAGCUGCUCAGAGACGACGGGCCUGACCUGCAAGACUUUAUUUCAGGGGAAUUAUCUGAAAAAAACAAGUGGGCUGAGUACAAAGGCACGCUGAAGAGACAGAAGGGAGAGAGGCUGCGGCUUCCUCCAUGGUUGAAGACUGAGAUCCCCAUUGGAAAGAAUUACAACAGGCUGAAGAACACACUGAGAGAUCUCAACCUUCACACGGUGUGUGAGGAGGCCAGGUGUCCGAACAUCGGGGAAUGCUGGGGAGGAGGAGAGUACGCCACAGCCACAGCCACCAUCAUGCUGAUGGGAGACACAUGCACCCGUGGGUGCAGGUUUUGCUCAGUAAAGACAGCACGUCAGCCUCCGCCUCUUGACCCUGACGAGCCGUACAACACAGCCAAAGCCAUCGCCGCCUGGGGACUGGAUUACGUGGUCCUCACCUCGGUCGACAGAGACGAUAUUGCUGAUGGUGGAGCGGAGCACUUUGCUAAGACGGUUACUAACCUGAAAGAAAGAAAUCCUCAGAUCCUGGUUGAAUGCCUGACUCCUGAUUUCCGUGGAGACCUGGCAGCGGUGGAAAAGAUCGCCCUGUCAGGAUUAGACGUGUACGCCCACAAUGUGGAAACAGUGCGCGAGCUACAAAGGCAUGUACGUGAUCCCAGAGCAAACUUUGAUCAGUCUCUGAGUGUCCUGAAGCACGCUAAGAAGGUCAAACCGACGGUGCUCACCAAGACCUCCAUCAUGCUGGGGCUCGGAGAGACUGACCAACAGAUCAUCAGCACUAUGACGGAGUUGCGAGAGGCAGAAGUGGACUGUCUAACACUCGGGCAGUACAUGCAGCCGACCAAACGCCACCUAAAGGUGGAGGAAUAUGUCACUCCAGAGAGGUUUGCCCACUGGGAGAAAGUUGGCAGUGAUAUGGGCUUCACCUACACAGCCAGCGGACCACUGGUGCGAUCCUCCUACAAAGCAGGCGAAUUCUUCUUAAAGAAUCUACUGAAGAAGAGGGAAGCAGAAGCAGCAGAAUGAGGAGCCUGCUGUGUGCGUUCAACUGUACGCAGUGACUAAAUACGCUUCGUCCGUCUGUAACGUAAUGCACCGAUUUAAAGUAAAGCACAGGAAACAUGUUUAAUAUUAGUACAAUGUUUGUGAGAGGCAUUAAAUAAAGCUACAGAAGUGACAAUAACA
Neolamprologus brichardi is the source of this 1380-nucleotide messenger RNA. RefSeq names its product lipoic acid synthetase (gene lias). Gene Ontology annotation, cellular component: mitochondrion. The record is from RefSeq and is a predicted model, not a curated record. Lineage: Eukaryota; Metazoa; Chordata; Actinopteri; Cichliformes; Cichlidae. Gene Ontology annotation, molecular function: lipoate synthase activity; 4 iron, 4 sulfur cluster binding. Gene Ontology annotation, biological process: lipoate biosynthetic process.